This is a messenger RNA of Chironomus riparius, 1131 nucleotides long. Lineage: Eukaryota; Metazoa; Arthropoda; Insecta; Diptera; Chironomidae. The record is from the annotation of a GenBank genome assembly.
AACGAUGUAAAAUAAUUUAAAAUAAUUAAAUAAUUGAGAAUUAAUAUCAGUAUACUUCAAUCAUCAACACAGUGAACAGCAUAUAUUAAAUAAUUUUAAAAAUGAAUAAAACUACUUGGGGAUCAAUUUUUGUUGUUGUUUUUUGCAUAUUAUUAACACAAGGAAUAGCAUUUGCAUUUAGAGCUGACAAUCGAUUCACUCUAAGCUAUAUUGCAUUGUAUGCUAUUGGAUUUCAAUGGAUUGUCUUCAUUCAUGCUGGAGGAUUCUUUGGAAAUGAGAGGACCGAGAAGUACUAUGAUAUUGUUGGAAGCAUCACAUUCAUCACUACAACGAUCAUCAAUUCAGUGUUCAGUAAACACUACAAUAUGAGAACUGCAUUGCUUAAUACUCUUGUAAUCAUCUGGACUGUUCGAUUGGGAGCAUUUUUGUUUAUAAGAAUUCAUAAUAAUAAUGGAGUCGACGCAAGAUUUACUGAACUUAAACAAAAUAACUGGCAAUUCCUAAUGACAUGGACGCUACAAGGUGUAUGGGUAUUUAUGACGUUACUUCCAUUGCUUAUCAUGGGUCAAAAAGAAAACAGCAUUAAAUUCAAUGUUCUGGAUUAUAUUGGAAUCAGCCUCUUCAUCGUCGGAUUUUUAUUUGAAACAAUUGCUGAUUAUCAAAAAUUCCAAUUUCGUUUGGUACCUGAAAACAAGGACCUCUUUAUCAAUUCUGGAUUAUGGAAAUAUUCAAGGCAUCCAAAUUAUUUUGGAGAAAUUCUAUUGUGGCUUUCAUUUUCUCUCAUCGCAUUCAGUGGAUCUAAAUCAUAUGGCGUCUUUAUAUCUCCAGUAUUUGUGGCAUUAUUGCUGAUUUUUGUUAGUGGAAUUCCUCUUUUGGAAAAAAGAGCUGAUGCUAAGUUUGGCGAUAAUGAAGAUUACCUGAUUUAUAAAAAGAAUACUCCAGUAUUGAUUCCAUUAAUUGGUUGUGCUGGAAAUUCUAUGUUUUAAGUUCUUUAUGUUUCUGAGUGGGACACAUGAGUCCAGCACUCAGGAUCACGAGUUAUGUUCAAAAUACACAAUACUCUGUUAUUGUAUCAUCUUAUAAAAUGCAUCCACUAAUUAGCUGUAGAAAUUUUCAAUAACAUCAAAGUAA